This is a messenger RNA of Microdochium trichocladiopsis, 1196 nucleotides long. RefSeq names its product transcription initiation factor IIF-like protein. Bases 315 to 1073 code for a protein of 252 amino acids. Gene Ontology annotation, cellular component: Swr1 complex; NuA4 histone acetyltransferase complex. The record is from RefSeq and is a predicted model, not a curated record. Gene Ontology annotation, biological process: regulation of transcription by RNA polymerase II; chromatin remodeling. Gene Ontology annotation, molecular function: histone binding. NCBI's taxonomy places the organism in Eukaryota, Fungi, Ascomycota, Sordariomycetes, Xylariales, Microdochiaceae. The transcript is spliced from 3 exons.
CGUGAAGCCAUUGCGAAUGCGCCUGGUCUGGCUCGUUAUGCCUAGGAUGCGCAUGGACAAGUACAGCUCGGAGGGCAGGCACUCAGACGUCGUGCAUGCUGUCGCGCCUUCCCGGGCAGCUUGCAGGCUUGAUCGCCUGCUUCUUGUACGACGACGAGGCUACGACGCGUUUGUGCGCCGUCCGCCCAACGGCUCGGCGCUCCCGCUUGCCUGGCAAACAACGGACUGUCCCACUCGCAGACCACAGCCUCCGCAUGCCCACUCUCUGUUGCAUCACAACGACCUCUAGACAGAAGCUCAGCAUCUGACUCGGCAUGCCUUCACUACAGCGCAAAAUCAAGUUCGUGACGCAACAGCGCACCAUCCCCAAGGACUCGGGGAUGGAGGGCUUCCCCAUGCGCGAGUGGAAUGUCAAGAUCUACGUCCUCGACGAGGCCGGUAAUUCGAAGCCCGCGACCUGCUUCAACAAGGUCACCUAUAACCUCCACCCUUCCUUUGAGAACCCAAAUCAGACCUUCCACGAACCGCCGUUCACAUGCCAGAACGAAGGAUGGGGCGAGUUUGAAAUGUCCAUCGACAUUUACACGACGGAAAAGGCUAAGCAGACCAUCUUCCACGACCUCAACUUUGCGGCCAACGAGUAUGAGAACGUGCACACGUACACGUUCAAGAACCCUUCUCAGGCGCUCCAGGCUAUUCUGCGCGAGACGGGCCCCAUCUCUGAGGACAAGCCGCGCAAGGCCGGCGACAAGAGCGGGAGCAAGAAGAAGUCGGCCUACGACUUUGAGAAGAUGGGCGACGCCCUCACCAAGCUCGACGAGGACGACCUGCUGCAUGUCAUCCAGAUGAUCCAUGACCACAAGACCGAGGACACGUACACCAAGAACGACAUGGAGGCGGGUGAGUUCUCGGUCGAUCUGUACACGUUGUCUGACAGCCUGGCCAAGAUGCUUUGGGAUUUCCUGGUGAGUUGCGCCACCGGAUAUGCAUUAAGUGACGGGCGUGUUUCUCAGGCAUUUGACGUGACUAACAUGCACAUACCCUGUUCCAAGGCCGAGCAAAAGCUCGUAUAGUCCAAGCCGGCACAGCAGGAUCCUACACGGCAGGUACACCAAGGCAGAGACGUGCCAAUGAGAUUUCGGAUAGACAUUGGGAAAUUCAUCAUUGCUGAGCACCGCAUAUCAUGAGAAGAUCUA